This is a messenger RNA of Dunckerocampus dactyliophorus (ringed pipefish), 3704 nucleotides long. It is a transcript of the gene stau2, whose product is annotated as staufen double-stranded RNA binding protein 2. NCBI's taxonomy places the organism in Eukaryota, Metazoa, Chordata, Actinopteri, Syngnathiformes, Syngnathidae. The transcript has 15 exons. The coding region runs from base 147 to 2162 and encodes 671 amino acids. The record is from RefSeq and is a predicted model, not a curated record.
CACAUUUUACUUUCGGUUUGACGUACUUUGCAUUUCUAUAACCCCCGCGUAUAAGAUGGUAUGAUUCAACCGCCGUCCAGUUCUCUUUAGUGUUUGCCAAUGUUGGAGGUGUUACUGGGGUCUGGCCCUCGACAAAGGAAUAGAGCAUGGCUCAAGUAAAAGUACAGACCUCAGCACCCCUGGCUGGUCCUGGCCUUUCACCCGGAGUUCCUCUGGCGGCCAUGGCCAGCCCAGGACCCCUGGGUCUGCAGCCCUCUGUCAACGGCACAGGCUCGUCCCCUACACCCGCCUGCCCCGCUCCUGCAGCAGGAUAUGGGGACGCUCCUGUGCCUCUCACACCACCAGGUUCCCCCCAGGAGAACAUGGCAAACCCUAAAGAGAAAACUCCAAUGUGUUUGGUGAAUGAGUUAGCCCGUUUCAAUCGGAUCCAGCCUCAGUACAAGCUCCUCAAUGAGAGAGGCCCUGCACAUGCUAAGAUCUUCACGGUGCAGCUGACUCUUGGUGAGCAGGUCUGGGAGGCAGAGGGCACCAGCAUUAAAAAGGCCCAGCAUUCCACAGCUGCCAAAGCCCUGGCUGAGAGUGUACUUCCCAGGCCGAUGCCUCGCUCCCCCAAAGUGGACAUCAACAGCAAUCCAGGCAGUAUAACACCCACAGUGGAGCUGAAUGGUCUUGCCAUGAAGAGGGGAGAGCCGGCCAUCUACAGGCCUUUGGAUCCCAAGCCUUUGCCCAACUACAGAGCUUGCUACAACUUCAGAGGCAUAUAUAACCAAAGGUACCAUUAUCCUGUUCCCAAGAUCUUCUACGUGCAGCUGUCUGUGGGGAGUCACGAGUUCAUCGGGGAGGGACGCACUCGCCAGGCUGCCAGACACAACGCUGCCAUGAAGGCUUUGCAAGCCCUCCGCAAUAAACCCAUCCCUGAAAGACCGCCACAGGACCCAGAAGAAAAUGUAGAGAGUGAGGAAGGCGCCGACGCCAGCAAAUCAGAGAUCAGCCUGGUUUAUGAAAUUGCCCUGAAGAGGAACUUGACUGUCAACUUUGAGGUGUUGAAGGAGAGCGGACCCCCGCACAUGAAAAGCUUCCUGACCCGCGUCACAGUGGGGGAGUUCUCUGCCGAGGGCGAGGGCAACAGCAAAAAGCUGUCCAAGAAGCGUGCCGCUUUGUCCAUUCUGCAGGACCUGAAGAAGCUGCCCUUCAUCCCGGCCGUGGAGAAACCCAAAACACACUACAAAAAACGCACCAAGACCAUCCUCAAGACAGGACCGGACUAUGGCCAAGGCAUGAACCCCAUCAGCCGUCUGGCCCAGAUCCAACAGGCCAAGAAGGAAAAAGAACCCGAGUAUUUGCUGCUUUCUGAGAGAGGGAUGCCCCGACGCAGGGAGUUUAUCAUGCAGGUGAAGGUGAACAGCGAGGUUGCCACGGGGACGGGGCCAAACAAGAAGGUGGCCAAACGGAACGCUGCUGAGGCAAUGUUGCUGCAGCUGGGAUACAAAGCAUCCACGCUCCCUCAAAAUCCCACUGAGAUGGACAACAAAGGCUGGAAUGGACAAAAGGCGCCUUUUACCGAAGCGACGAGCAACACCCAGAAAGGUCUGCUCCACCUCAGCCCCGACAUCUACCAGGAGAUGGAGGCCAGCCGGAAGCAGGGGGGUAGUGCCCCAUCCCCUAAUGGUGGCAGCGGCUCCAUCAACUACCUGGCCUCCAAAGACGUGAAUCCAUGCGCCGCCCCAUCACCCCCGGGACACACCCCUCCAUACUACAUCGCUCCAUCCUCUUCUCCCGGCCCGACGAGCACCAUGGCCAGGGAGCUGCUGCUAAACGGUCAGUCGCCGACAGCUGCCGACACUUCUGUGCCGCCGGUGAAGGGGAAGAGUCCGCCCUUGGCCUGUGGUGUGUCUGUGCAACCCGCACAGCAGCUGGAGUACCUGGCUCGCAUCCAGGGCUUCCAGGUGCAGUACAGUGAUGCGCAGAGUGGCAAGGAUUUUGUGACCUAUCUGACCCUCUCCCCCGUGCAGAUGACUUUCCACGGCACUGGGAGCACCCUCCAAGCUAGCCACGACCAGGCUGCUCUAAGUGCCUUGAAACAGCUGUCGGAGCAGGGACUGGACCCGGUGGACGGCCCCGUCAAGAGCACAGAGGCCUGCGGGAGGGAAGACGGACACUAAACAGACUAACUCAGGCACCACCACCACUCAGGUCUGCACGGAUUCAAAGGCUGUCGUCCAGGAGCUGACAUUCCCAUACCCCCUUUUCUCUCUCAUGGGCACACAACCCCUCUAAUCGUCCCCUUGCCUGAGCCCAAAGUGUAACUAAACCCUUACCUUUUCCCCACGAUGGCCACUGUCUCCUGCGUAACCUGCGUAACCUGUAACAUGCAAUAGGGUGGAUGUGCAGCGUAAAAAAAAAAAAACACAAAAAAAACAUUACCUGAAGUCUAUGUGAAGACAACACUAUCUCCACACAUUAGUGAUGAGUUCAGUCUCGGUUUAUAGAGGAGUUAAAAAAAAAAAAAAAUCGAGAUGCAUGGUACUGUAUGAAAUGAGGGGGAGUCCAACGUGAUCAUUCCCUCUGGAUCAAUAUUUGUCGGUAUGGUUAAAAGAAAUAUGUACAUCAUGCCAUUGAAAUACAAUUUUAGAGGAGGGAAACCAACUUGUAGCUUCUUUGUUUUGAGGGGUGUUACGUUUAUUUUAUUCUGUUAUUUUAUGAAUCUAACAAUGCUUGAGUACUGUAUUUAAAAUUAACCAAUGCCAGUGCUGUGAAAGUUCUAGUUGUUGUCUUCAUAUAUAGUCACCCAGCUUACCUUGUAUGCUGACUUACCAGAGGGGAAAAAAAAAAAAAAAAAAGAGUUCAUCUAUAUCUAUAUGGAUGUGUAUGAAUUUAUUCCCAAAAUUAACACACAAUAAACUGUUUUUUUCAUGUGGAGAAAGGUGGUGUUAGCAAGGUUGGACUGUCCCGUUUGAACGUGUCCUCGCGCUGGCAGAGCGUGACUGACGCCACAGGCCGCGUCAGUGAUUCUCCGGCAGCGUGUCACCCCCCUCCCCUCUGCAGUUUAGUCGAUCACAUCUACACUCAUUGUGUGUGUCGUAUUGACCCGUCACGGCAUCAACUGGGUGCUUUUAUUGCCUGCUUUGGGAUGAGAUUAGGAGAUCUCUUGCUACCCUCAAGGUCUGCGCUGAAGAUGGCAUCCAUUUGUGUAAAAGAUGCAGUAAAAACACCUCAGUUCAUGUGGGAGAAAUCUGUCUGUCUUUAUUUUUUUCUGCCUCUCAGUGGAUGUACGUCAUGCAAGCGUAAAAAGAAGUUACACCGCCCUCCAGAAGUAUUGGAACAGUGAGACCAGUUCGUUUUAAUUAAGCAAAAGUACUGCAACAUGUGACUGACAGGUGUGUUUGGUUGCUCAGGUGUGUCUUUUUCCAUUGCUGAUUCAGUCAAUAAAUAGCACUGAAUGUCUACACUCGGUUUUCAGAUUGGGGAGAAGGUGUUUUGUCUGCGUAUCCUGCAUUUAAAGGUGAAAACAACAUAAAAAACAGAAAGUUGUCUAUGGGUGAAAAAACAAGCAAGCAAGGAAGGAAGAUGGAAAAUCAAUUAGAAGCACUGCACAAAAUUGGUCAUACCCAAAAAGACCACUGGUAUGUUUGUCUCAGAAUAUUUUAGGCUCAUCUCUGUACUUUUUGCUAAAUUCCAGCCUGGAAAUAAAAGCCUAAAUGUUG